Molecule: messenger RNA, 3056 nt
Organism: Cladophialophora immunda
Lineage: Eukaryota; Fungi; Ascomycota; Eurotiomycetes; Chaetothyriales; Herpotrichiellaceae
Exons: 3
Coding region: 350-2740 (796 amino acids)
Cellular component (GO): cell division site; growing cell tip; plasma membrane
Source: RefSeq, a predicted model, not a curated record
GUUGGUGAUGCGACGACUGCGCCUCAAACGCAUUUCUGUCCUACACCUCUACCACAGUGACACCUUCCUCUACUGCACGUUCACUCGUUGACCAUCUACUAUCCUGUAGUAGUAGUAUUUCGUUGCACUUUUUUCCAUUUCACAUCGUUGUACCGCGGGAUUCAGUACUAUCGGUGUAUGGGAGGUUGUCUUUUCCUUCCGCUCGCUGAAGUCAACUGCACAAGAACAUCAUCACCGUCACCCUUAAUGCGCAACCCUCAUCCUUCCCGACGUUGCGCUUUGGCGCCGUGGACUCUCUGAAAGACCAAAAGACAGCUGCAGCAUCCCCCUCUUAUUCCAAUUUCACAUCAUGCUGAGGCCCGCCACUCCUCUGACCGUUUUGCUGCUCAUAUCCUUUGUUUUCCUCCUGCUGUCGGUUCUUUCGACGCCUGUCAUCCACAGCAUCCCCAUCGCAACCUACCAAGGAGUUAAUUUUGGAGUCUUCGGCUACUGCACUCCGACAAAAUGCAGUGGCAUCAGGGUGGGAUAUACAACUGAUGGCCUCUUCCCCACCGGAGAUACCGACUUCAAUCUCUCGUCCUCUACCAGACACUCGCUAUCCUCCCUCCUCAUCGUCCACCCUGUCGCGGCCUUUUGUAACCUGGUCUGCCUUGCACUGGCUGGGGCUGCUCACCUGCACUCCCCCUCUCAUUCCGCGCGCUAUCUCCUCGGCCUGCUGAUUCUGUUGCUGCCCACGCUCCUGGUCACUUUACUGGCUUUCCUGGUCGACAUAUUACUUUUUGUGCCACAUUUACAAUGGGCUGGAUGGAUUGUCCUUGCUUCCACCAUCCUCAUAGCGGCUUCAGGUGUCGUGACCUGCGCUAUGAGGCGGACUCUGGUCUCUCGGAAAGCGCGUAAGAAGAGAAUUGCCGAGAAUGCUGAAAUGAGUGGAGAGAACUUCUACAAUCGACAAGCACAAGAAUCCAAGAAUGUCGCCCAAACAUUCACCGCAGAGCCAACUAUGCCUAUGGUCAAUGGCUCACCCGGCGCAGACAGGCUCCCUACCUUCGCGACCUUUGAUGCAAGUCAAAAGUCCGAUGAAGAACGCCAACCCCUCCGAGCGCAAGCGUUGUCCAAUGAGCCAAGCCUGGCGACACCCUCCCGAGAUGGGGCGUCGGAUCGAUACUAUGGACCUCCGUCAAGAGCUAGCAGUCGACCACCGAACAAUGGACCACGAGAUCAAUUCGGUAAUCCCCCGCCACCGCCGCUCCCGACCGGUCCAGAAGGAGCUAUGAUGUCGGGGCAACGCAGAAGCUCUGGGGAUGGGCCGACUCCUCCUAGUCCUUAUCGAGAUCGCAGCCUGCCGCCGCCGGGUGGUCGAGGCUAUUCGCAGCGUGGCAGAGGCACCUAUCCGCCUCGGGGUGGCUACCCUCCGCGAGGGGGCGGUUACGGUUCCAGAGGACCACCUCCUCCACAAGGCUAUCCUGGCCGAGGCGGAUUCUCGACUGACAUGAGAGGAGGAUAUGGUGGGCGUGGUCGGGGUGGAUUUCCGCCCGGUGCCCCGACCAUGGCGGCCGGAGCCAUCAUGGCCGGUGCUGCACGACGACCACCCCCGGGAUACCCGCCCAACGGAGCUGACAGCGUAUCGGAGAGGUAUACUCCACCGGACGAAUACCCAGUGGCAAUGGGUCCCCCGCUACCCAUGGUACCUUCGCAACAAUAUGUCGAAGACAAUGAGCGGAGGUACGAUGUGAGGAGUCCCUCUGUCUACACUCAAGGAGAAGAGUCGCAAGGUCCAUACGGAGCUAGGGCGCAGUCCCCAGCAAGAGAUAGAACGUCACCAUAUGGCAGUCGUGUUCAAUCCCCAUCUGGGACCCUCCACCGACCUUCUCCACCACCAGCAAUGCCUCCAUUGCCAAUGACUCAGCCCGUUGAGAUGGCUGGCACCUCUGUCCGUGACUUCAAACCUCAGAGGUCGCAGAGUCAAGAUCCCUAUGUACCUCCACGGGCUAACUGGAACAAUAUGUCGGGCGAUGAUUUGGGAUACCCGAGGUCACCGGUGAGACAAGCCCAAUCUCCUGUCGAGCUCCCUACAAGCGGCAGUCACGUCGGGGGUUACAACAGCCAACCACGGAGACCGCGAGUCAACUCUGGUGGGAGUGAUGUCUACUACGAAGAUGUCGACCCACGGUUCGCUUCUGACCCAGUACCACCAAUGCCACCAAAUCCCCAACUCGAAGACCGGAACCGGAGACCUCCUCCACUCCUGACUCCAGGACCGCCCGGCCAUUAUCGACCCGACUCCUACAAUGAGAUCCCCCCAACCAACUCGUACGAGGAGUUGCCCGGUGCCCGAUCUCCCGCGGAGAGCGAAACCAGCAAUUUUACAUCCGUCAGUCAGCGAGGGGUCAAUCCCAAUUGGCGGCCCGGCAACGGUGGCGAGUUCAGCACCAUGGGUCCCAUGAGGAGGCGAGAUCAGCAGACGAGGCAAGACAUGCUCCUGGCAGGUAACCCGGACUUCGAGCUGCCCGGUACCAUGGGACCUCCCCGGCUCCCAACACGGGGUCGUGGCGGAGGGCCUGGGAUGAGAGGUGGGGUGAUGAGAGGGCCAGCUCGUGUCCCGCCAGCCAGCGCUGUAGGUGGCGGUGGUGAUGGUCCCUAUCCCAUUCCCAUGGGACCAGCUCUACCCGGCGGACCAAUGGGACCGCCCGGACCUGGGCCUGGUCCAGGUAUGGCAAUGGGAGGCAUGAGGGAGAUAUGAGGGAUAUACAUGAAAACAAAAGCUUAGCUUACGUACAGUCCAGUCUAAUAAUGUGUGAUAUGCGGGCUGGGCCUUGUGAAAUAAAAUGGAACGAUUUGAUGAUUACGAGUCAAUGAGCAGAGGCCAGGAGUUUCAAUGUCUUGUAAAAUCAGGAACACCUCCCUUGCCAUUGCAGCUCGCCGGAAAAUGACCGGGUACACGGCACAGGGGGUUUGAUAUCAAAAUAGAUGGAUGGAGGAGAGGGGGAGGUUGAUAGAUAGCUACAUACUGCUCGGGCAUCAAGCCAUAUGUAUAUACGAUACCCACCAUUCUGAAC